Pichia kudriavzevii is the source of this 1191-nucleotide messenger RNA. RefSeq lists its product as uncharacterized. Gene Ontology annotation, cellular component: high-affinity iron permease complex; plasma membrane. Gene Ontology annotation, molecular function: ferrous iron transmembrane transporter activity. The record is from RefSeq and is a predicted model, not a curated record. Lineage: Eukaryota; Fungi; Ascomycota; Pichiomycetes; Pichiales; Pichiaceae. Gene Ontology annotation, biological process: iron ion transmembrane transport. The transcript has a single exon. The coding region runs from base 1 to 1191 and encodes 396 amino acids.
AUGAACGAUAUCUUUAACGUCCAAAUCUUCUUUGUGGUGUUUAGAGAGGCACUUGAGGCUGUUAUUGUUGUUUCUGUCCUUUUGGCUUUUGUUAAACAAUCCAUUGGUAACAAGUCUCCAGAAGUUACCAAGAAACUCGUUCGUCAAAUUUGGAUUGGCGCCUUUUCCGGUAUUUUCAUUUGUCUUGCUAUUGGUUGUGCAUUUAUUGGUGCUUACUAUUCAUUGAAGAAUGACAUUUGGUCAAGAUCAGAAGAUCUCUAUGAAGGUAUCAUGUGUAUUAUUGCAACCAUCUUGAUUACAGGUAUGGGAGUUGCAAUGUUAAGAAUCAAUAAAAUGCAAGCCAAAUGGAGGGUGAAAAUCGCUAGAGCUUUGGUGACCCCUCCUGCUGAUAAAAAGGAUAGACUGAAAUGUGGUUAUAUCUUGAAGAAAUAUUCCAUGUUUAUUUUGCCAUUCAUCACUACUUUGAGAGAAGGUCUUGAAGCCGUAGUCUUUGUUGGUGGUGUCGGUAUUGGCUCCCCUGCUAAAUCUUUCCCCCUUCCCGUGGUUUGUGGAUUGAUUGCUGGUGCUUUAGUGGGGGGUUUUAUGUAUUUCGGUGGUUCAACAAUCUCCCUACAGAUUUUCCUCUGUAUUUCAACGGCAAUUCUUUAUUUAAUUUCAGCAGGGUUAUUCUCAAGGGGGGUUUGGUUUUUCGAAAACUACAUGUACAAUAGGAAAACUGGUGGUGACGCUGCAGAAAAUGGCUCUGGUCCAGGCACUUAUGAUAUUUCCAAAUCGGUAUGGCAUGUUAACUGUUGUAACCCAUUAAAAGAUUCGGGAUGGGACGUUUUUAACUCCUUAUUGGGCUGGCAAAACUCGGCCACUUAUGGCUCGAUCCUCUCCUAUAAUCUUUAUUGGCUUGCUAUGAUUAUCACCUUGGUCUUGAUGAUGUAUGAGGAGAGAAAUGGCCAUUUGCCCUUCUUCAAGAACUUGACCUUGAGGCAACUCAAUCCAAUGUAUCACAUCAAAAAUAAAAAGAAGAAUGAACUAUCCCACGAAGAAGAGGCACGCUUGUUCCACCAAGCGCAAGCUCAAUUAAACAAGAGAGUCUCGGAGGAUUCUGAACAUUUGGAAGCAGAACCAGUACUUCAAGAGGGGAGCUCAAAGGAGGCCACUAUUAAAGAGUCCACAGUCCCUAUUGUAAUCCGUGAAUAG